AUGCCUGUUCUGAAGGGAAAAGAUGACGUGCCGUUAAAAUUCGACCGCAUACUCUGUGAUGUAAUCUGUAGUGGAGACGGAACUUUAAGAAAAAACCCAGAGAUUUGGGGAAAAUGGACUCCACAAGACGGAUUAGGGCUACAUCGUAUGCAGCUUUCAAUUGCGAGACGUGGAGCUGCCAUGUUGAAAGUCGGUGGUCGAUUGGUCUAUUCUACGUGCUCUAUGAAUCCCAUAGAGGAUGAAGCGGUGGUCGCUCAAUUGUUACGAGAAGCUGAAGGAACUCUACGCCUUUGCGAUGCACAUCCGCUUUUGCCGAAACUCAUUGGACUCCGUGGUGUCUCAACUUGGAAGGUUUUUGAUCGAGAGAUGAAUUUGUACGGGAAGCCGUCCGAUGUACCGGAACCACUGCGAAAGAUGAUAUGUGAAUCUUGCUUUCCGCCUAAUGAAGAGGAAGCAGCCUCUCUCCAUCUGGAUUACUGUAUGCGCAUUGUACCUCAUCAUCAAGAUACAGGUGGCUUCUUUGUUGCGCUCUUGGAAAAAAUCGAUGAGAAGCCUCUCAACAGUCCUGUAACUGUGGGAGCUCCCGCUUACAAGAAGCAGAAGAUGUUCAAGGACGAGCCUUUCACUUUUCUCAAAAAGGACGAUGAACGGUGGUCCGAUAUCAAGUGA
This is a messenger RNA of Ostertagia ostertagi, 669 nucleotides long. The record is from the annotation of a GenBank genome assembly. Lineage: Eukaryota; Metazoa; Nematoda; Chromadorea; Rhabditida; Trichostrongylidae.